ACAAAUUGUUUUUUUGUCUUUGUUAUAUUCAGUUGCCAUCACUGGAUUAAGUCACAUUGCAGCAAGAGCAAAAAUUUUUCAUUGGAAAUGAAACCAGCAAAUGCAUUUCUUAGAAGAAUGUUGGAAAGGAGCUGAACAGAAAUGAUGAUGCUGUCAAAAUGCAUGGCUUGUUCCAAAAACUCUUGAAACCACGUGUAUCUCUAUCAACACAACAUGAACAAGAAGCUAAAGUGACAAAUGUGUCAACAUCAUCUUCAUUUACAUCCUCAUUUUCUUCUCCACCUUCAUUCUCGUCAUUACCAGAAACAGCUCCUUCUAAACCACCACAGCCACAUUCUGCUCUGAGCUCGCCGCAGAGAUAUAAUCGAAAAUAUGACUUGCUUGUGUGCCACAGUCAUGCUGACACUGAAGUGGCUAAUCGCCUGGUGUCUUUCCUGGAGACUUCACCUCACAGUCUUAGGUGUUUUCUAUGGCAGAGGGAUGUCGGCCCAGGAGGUGCAAUCUUCACAGAGUUCUGCCAGGCUGUGCAGGACAGCCACCUACAAGCUCUGCUUAUCACUCCUAACUUCCUGCAGGAAGAUUUGUGCACGUAUAUGAUGCACCAGACUCUAGCAGAAGGCCCUAUGUCCAAUCGACUGAUCCCCUUGGUCUAUAACUUGUCCCACUCCCAGUACCCCCAGGAACUGAAGUUCUAUGUUUACAUUAACCUGAGCAAUAACACUUGCCGAGGCUAUACUCGCAUCAACCAGACUGUGCUCGAUUACCUUGAAGGCUUGGUUAAAAAAGAGGAGACAAAUGAUCGCAACAUGGACAGCUCUAGCAGCAAAUUAAGUGAGACAGAUGAGCUGCUGCCAAAGACACACCAGGCUGAGACUUCACUUUCUCUGGAAUUGAUGCCGAGGAGAGAUGAAAGGUUGAAUGACAUUUGCUGUGAUCAUCAUCAACAGUAACUGGAGAACAUGAUGAAGGUCAACGGGCU
Messenger RNA from Monopterus albus (swamp eel), 979 nucleotides. RefSeq names its product toll-interleukin 1 receptor (TIR) domain containing adaptor protein (gene tirap). NCBI's taxonomy places the organism in Eukaryota, Metazoa, Chordata, Actinopteri, Synbranchiformes, Synbranchidae. The record is from RefSeq and is a predicted model, not a curated record. The transcript is spliced from 3 exons. Gene Ontology annotation, biological process: positive regulation of chemokine (C-X-C motif) ligand 2 production; positive regulation of tumor necrosis factor production; toll-like receptor 4 signaling pathway. Bases 159 to 950 code for a protein of 263 amino acids. Gene Ontology annotation, cellular component: cytoplasm; plasma membrane. Gene Ontology annotation, molecular function: Toll-like receptor 4 binding; Toll-like receptor 2 binding.